GUUUUUUGGCCAAUUGCUAAUAACGAAGAGUGGCGCCUGACCGAAACCCAAUAAGACUAUUUACUCUUCUUAAUUUCCUCCAUUACCAUCCUCUUCCUCGCUGCAUUUCAUUCCCUAACAAUGGCCAAGGAGUUCUCCGUCCCACCGGUGAUCUUUCCCUCUGGUGGCAAUCCCUCCACCACCACUCGCGUCCCCACGGCGCCGUUUCAACCCAACCGCCCCGCCGCCAGCUCCGCCAUCCCCUUCAUGUCUUUCGACAUUGGAACUUCUGCCCCGGCCUACACUGGCUCCAUCUCCACGUCAUCAUCUUCUGGACCCACUUCCUUUGAGGACGAAGAACCCCUCCUCGACGAACUCGGCAUCCACCCGGAUCAAAUCUGGAAAAAAACCAGAUCAAUCCUGAACCCUUUCCGGGUCAACCCGAAUGUUCACAAAGAUUCGGAUCUUUCUGGACCGAUUGUUCUUUACCUAGCUUUUGGACUCUUUCAACUCCUCGCUGGCAAGCUCCAAUUUGGAGUGAUUCUCGGCUGGAUCGUCGUGUCGUCGAUCUUUUUGUACGUGGUUUUUAAUAUGUUAGCGGGUCGGAGCGGGAAUCUGGAUCUGCACACUUGUACCAGCGUAGUUGGCUACUGUAUGUUGCCGGUCGUGAUGUUGGCGGCGGUGUCGUUGUUCUUGCCUCAGGGCGCAGUGGUUCGGUUCGCCGUGGCGGGGUUUUUCGUGUUGUGGGCGAUGAGAGUUUCGACGAAUUUGAUGGUUUCGCUUGCUGAUGGAGGCGAGGAGCAUCGUGGAUUGAUUGCGUAUGCUUGUUUCUUGAUCUAUUGUUUGUUUUCGCUUCUUGUUAUAUUUUGAAAGAAAUCUAAAGUGUGGGUGGUUUUUAUAGAUGUAUAUGAAGGUUUGGAUUAAUUUUUUUUUUUUUUUAUGGUUCUUGAAGAGAAAUGAGAUGAUUGACUUUUUUUACGGUUUUUGUUAUAACAAUAUUUUGUAUUUUGAUUGAA
Molecule: messenger RNA, 995 nt
Organism: Mangifera indica (mango)
Lineage: Eukaryota; Viridiplantae; Streptophyta; Magnoliopsida; Sapindales; Anacardiaceae
Product: protein YIPF5 homolog
Exons: 1
Coding region: 121-849 (242 amino acids)
Biological process (GO): endoplasmic reticulum to Golgi vesicle-mediated transport; vesicle fusion with Golgi apparatus
Cellular component (GO): trans-Golgi network; membrane
Source: RefSeq, a predicted model, not a curated record